Dermatophagoides pteronyssinus (European house dust mite) is the source of this 823-nucleotide messenger RNA. RefSeq lists its product as uncharacterized. Lineage: Eukaryota; Metazoa; Arthropoda; Arachnida; Sarcoptiformes; Pyroglyphidae. The record is from RefSeq and is a predicted model, not a curated record.
GAACGUUUCUUUUGAUUUUGAUCAUUCUUGAUUCAAACAUCAUAAUGGCAUAUUUAUCCUAUAAUUCUAUCAUUUUAUUUUUUGUGUCAGUUUUUUUAUUCAUUAUCAAUGAUGUAAAUGGACAUAAAUGGAAACGAGGUGGAUAUGGUAACAUCGUUAGUACAUCAUAUCUAAAUGAUUGUGAUGGUGGAUGUUAUGGCGCUCAUAGCACUGGUAUUGAUAGUGGUUAUUCAUCAACAAAUUAUCAUCAUAGUUCAUCAUCGCAAACAUAUUCUACAGAAAAAAAAAUUAGCAAUCAUGUCAUCGAAACGAAGCCAGUAAUCAGUGUGCCAGCAACUAUUGUGAGAAAAACAUACGCCGUUCAACCGACUGUAGUAAAAAAAACAUACUAUACACAGCCAACACAUUCAUAUUAUCGUCAGGAUACAGGAUGUGAUAUUAAUCCAUGUGGUGGUGGAUCACAGAUUAUCAAAAUUAUUAAAAAAACUCGCACAUAUACCGGUGAUAAUGGAUGUGGAUAUGAUGAUUGCAAUAAUUAUAAUAAUGGCUAUAUCAAUACCGGAUAUGUUCAACCAGUUGUUGUUAAAAAAGUUACAAGAAUUAUAACACAACCUCAAACAGUUAAAGUCGUUAAAGUUAUUGAUGAUGGAAUUGUUGGUCAUAGUGGUGGUGGUGGAUACAGUGGAACCGGAUCUGCCUGGAAUGGUAAUAGUGGGGGUGGUGGUAUCAAUAGAGGUAAUUAUCAAACAGAUUGCAAAUAUGAUUGUAAUAAAUGGAGAAAAUAAAGAAUUCAAAAAUUUUUUUUAAAAAAACCUCAUCUUUA